AUGGACGACGCCGUCGGCGACGUCGUCGACGACGACGCCGACCGAACGGUCGUCGACGCGGUCGUCGACGCGGUCGUCGACGACGCCGUGACUCGCGCGUCGUCGCGUCCUUCGACUUCGACGUCAUCAACGCCGGAACCGGCUCGGAAGAAUUUCGACGCGAGCUUCCGCGAGUUCGUCGUCACGAAGCUCCAAGCGCGCGCUCGGGGGAAGUCGAAGCGCGACGCGUACGCGCGCGUACAGCGCGCCGUGCGGUGCAUUCAAGCUCGGUGGCGCGAGUCCGAGCGUCGCGCCGCGGUGCGUCGGCCGCGUCGUCGUCGCCGAUCCUCGUCGUCGUCCCGAAUUGUCUGUCGUGCCGACUACGACCGCGUCUCAUCACCCCGCGGUCCUUCCUCCGCCGCCCGCUCACCGCCUCCCGCGCCCGUCGAUCGAUCGCGCGUCCCCACCGCGCAGGCUCGCCCGGACUACCACGCGAUGGCCUCGCGCAUCGCCCGCGCGUGGCGCCGGCACCUCCGAAUCCGCGUCUUCAGACGCCUCCGCGACCUCGUCGCGUCUAAUAACGAAAAGAGCGACCCGGCGUCGGCGCUACGGCGCGUCAACCCCGCGGAAGCCGCCGUCGCCGGGGACCCGUCGUGCGGCACGCACGUGCGCUUCCGGCUCGGCGGCGAAACGUUCCCGCCGGAGGUGGUUUACAAGAUAUACACGCACCGACCGGUGACGGACGUGUGCGCGUUCGCGCCGAGGGAUUACGCCGCCAGCCGAGCGGCGGCGGCCGGGUCGCGCGAUCGAUCAUCAGAACGGCCCUCACGCCGCGGAUGGUACGCGCGCGUCGAGAACAACGCGUGGCGGCCGGUCCGCGACGUCGGCGCGCUGGAAGAGCGCGAGAACGAGACGACGGCGAGCGCGCGGCGCGAGUCGAUCCGAGACGCGUACACGUUCCACCUGAGCCCGAGCGCGCGGCGGGACGCGACGGAGAGGCGGCGGCGCGAACGGAGGGUGGAGUGGAUGCGGAAACUGUACGGGUUUCAAGCGAUGCGCCGCGGCGGGGGCGGCGGGAGCGACGCCGGCGCCGGCGCGCCUCGAGGGUCGGGGUCGACGCGCGUGGACGCGGACGGGGACGAUCUUGAUCUUGAUGUCGACGCGACGUUCGCGCAGACGGACGAGGAGAGGGCGUUACUGAGCUGGUCUUCGGCGCUCGACUUCGACGCGUAUCAGCGGAUGUGGUCGACGCUGUCGUGCGGCGCGCCGUCUGAGUCGACCGCGCCGAGGGGGAUCGGCGAGACCGCGAUCGAGGCGUCGGCGCGGUUGGGGUUAUCGGACGCGAACGCGUUCGGCGGGUAUUUCGAAUGA
Molecule: messenger RNA, 1350 nt
Organism: Micromonas pusilla CCMP1545
Lineage: Eukaryota; Viridiplantae; Chlorophyta; Mamiellophyceae; Mamiellales; Mamiellaceae
Product: calmodulin-binding motif family protein
Exons: 2
Coding region: 1-1350 (449 amino acids)
Molecular function (GO): protein binding
Source: RefSeq, a predicted model, not a curated record